AUGACGCCGUCUUCGCCGCCCCUCGGGCCGCGGCGACCGCGAAAAGGUCGUACGAGUGCAGCUUCUGCAAGAGAGGGUUCACGAACGCGCAGGCGCUGGGCGGCCACAUGA
Molecule: messenger RNA, 111 nt
Organism: Linum tenue
Lineage: Eukaryota; Viridiplantae; Streptophyta; Magnoliopsida; Malpighiales; Linaceae
Source: the annotation of a GenBank genome assembly